Yamadazyma tenuis ATCC 10573 is the source of this 1960-nucleotide messenger RNA. The record is from RefSeq and is a predicted model, not a curated record. Lineage: Eukaryota; Fungi; Ascomycota; Pichiomycetes; Serinales; Debaryomycetaceae.
GGGAAGACUACAUGGAUUCUUUUGAGGCAAACACCCAAUUCACUCAACUAUUGCGUGAGUUGAACCCAACUGUGCAGAGCUUGCGCAAAGCGGCACACUUCGCCAUCAAAAACUGGGAAAAUGAAGACUACUUGUUUACUUCCAUCAUGAGUAUUCUCCAGGACCCCAAAAUCGAGGUCAAUACCAAAUCUACCAUCUUUCAGUUUAUCGAUAUCUUGGUUAACGAGUCUCAUACUAUAUCACUGCAACCGCGGUCCAACUACUCAUAUCCUUACAUUUCCAGUGUCAAAAACUCACUACCCCUGAUUUUAUUGGAUGUGUUACCUGCUUCCAACAAUUACAAUCUCCAUAGUGUUUUCAACAGUCUUCGAAAUAUUUCUCGGGUGUUGAAGAUUGACUGCCAGAAGUUUGAAGAUGACUUCUCGUCCUUCAGUCCAGAUAUUUUGGACGAUAAUGACAGACAAAACAUCGAUUUGAAUGUUCCCUAUCCCAACAUUACCCUUGAGAAUUCAGAUUCUGCCAACGAUCCUGUGACUCGGACCUGGGAAUUACUUUCCCAGAAGCGUAAACAAAGCUACUAUGAGAGACUUAGGCUUCUUAAACACCAAAAACCGGUGGAACAAGAGGUUAAAGAGUCGGAAAUGUUCAAUUUGAGGCCCAAGGAUAAAUAUGGCCCUAACGAAUUGUCAAGAAAACAGAUUCUUCUGAGAAUGGAAGACGAUAGAGAAACACAUAAAAGGUCAAAGGAGAAUCUCUGGGUGGUAAAUCGUCCAAAAGAGGUGCCGUAUGUCACUGAACAUGAAUUUCAACAGUACUACUGGAACAGAUAUGACUCACUCUCGGAUAAAGACGAAAAGGCAUUGUUGGAAACCCUUGAUGACUUCAAUACCGUGGUGAUGGCCAGCUACAAAGACAACCAGUUUUAGGCGACCUUUUAUUUAUAUACAACUUAUAGUGAAUGUAACGAUCAUGUCUACAUAUUUGCAAUCGAUGUCGAGAUGAUACUCAACAACUCAUUUCUUCCCGCAACACCGUACUUGGCCGAGGUACUCUUGCAGUUACUAUCCAAAGCCGCUACUGUCAACACAUUGGGAAUGACGUUUUGGUCUCCCAACGUGUUUCCAAGUUGGAAAUUGGGUUCAUCCACGGAGGUGGUUCCUCCACUAACAAAGAGACCUGAAACUCCAUGUCCAUCAUUCGGAUACUCAAGAGAAGGAGUCUUUUCCUUGAUGGGAGUAGACGUUGCAGAAUCGUUCACCACUCGAGGUUUGAAGUCGUUGAGGGAAUUAUUAUUGAAGUAGUGGACCAAGAAAUUGAGUGCUCUUAAACUUAAUUGGUUUUGCUGGAUCACCACAUUGUUCCUGAUCAAUGAAGCGUGAAUACCAUCACUUUCAUCAAAGAGUAAAUUGACAUGUUGAAUUAAGUCUCCCAUAAGAUCGAUGCUUCUAUGCUUAUCCUCAUAAAUAGACUUCCCCGGGUUGAAAAUAAUCGUACAAUCCUCUAUUUCUGCCUUGGAACCCGGGAGCCGCUCAACCUUGGCUUCCACGAGUUGCCUUACUUGAGGCAUCCAGUUACCAAUUUCCAGUUCGUUGACGAUCGAAAUCCACUUCUUUGAUCCUUUGAACUUGAUGUAGGCUCCAUUCUCUGCAAUCAAACCCAUACUUGGAACUCUUCUGAACAUGGUAUCGAGAGUCAGUCUCUUCAUGUAGCUACACAAAAACACCUUGUUAUUAUCAUCCGAUAACACAUUGUUCAAAAGAGUAGCUAGGUGGGAUGGAGGAAGAAUAUCCGAGUUCUUGAUGUCCCUUGUCUUCAUCGAAACAGGCACACUGUCUGGUCUGCUAUCUGCAAAGCUCGUGAUUGCGGAAGCAGUUUCCAAGUUUAUAAAGAAUAACCUGCUACCACCUUUACUGUCUGAAUAAAAAUUCUGGAAGACAUUCUUACUAAAUGUGCUCAAGUU